UACAUCUGGAUGCUCUCUAUCGUGCCCUACUCCUCCUGUUUUUCUUCGUCCCCCUAUCCAUCCCAGAGUCCUUUCUUUGCAUUUGCCCACCCCGAGUGCCCUCCCCCCCCCUGCGCUUCGUUUGCUUGGCCUCGGCAUUGCCUUGCCCUCCCGGAAUCCCCCUCGGCAACCGACAAUGGCCUCCCCCGCGCCAAGCGCCGUGGAAGCUGCGGCGGCCAAUAAGACCCGAUCAGCCAUCGCACAGGCUGCACGCGGCGUGGUGUCCAAUGGCCAGCUCAUUACUGUGCAGUCCGGCUUGACGGGCGAGUCAUUGCAGGCCAUCACCCCGGCGGCCGGCGAGCGGCUAUCCUUCGGUCAAUCGACGCAGCCGACGUCUGGCAGCGUGAGCGUUGGCCCGGUGGCUCCGGAUCUGCCUUCCAUGCAGAUGUCCCUGAACUCCCAGGCCCCGCCGGUGUUCCCUCGGCAGCCGGUCCGGCCAUCUGACCGCCGCCGUUGCCGGCCCUGGGAGCACCGGGAGUUUUCCCACCCUUGUCGAUCGGACCGUUUGCGCGUCAAGCGGUGGAUGCCAGCCUCCACAAGUGCCGAAGAUUCCUUCCCCGAGGCAAACUUCCACCUGGAGCCGGUGGUUAUGAGCUACACCGAUGAGGAGUACCAAGACCUUCUGCAGGACCUUGAGUGGACGCGCGGCGAGACGGACCUUCUCCUGGAGCUGAUUCGCAAAUACGACCAGCGCUUUGCCAUCAUCUCCGACCAGUGGCCAGAUGAUAUGGCCGGGAUCCGGCCCCGGCGCUUUGAGGACAUCAAGGCGCGCUACUACAAUGUGGUGUCACGUCUGGUGAUUGCCCGGGCCGAGGCCGCGGCCGGGGCAUUGGCUCCCGAGCCCAACGAGUCGCCUGAGCAGCAUGCAGCUCGGCGCGAGGCGCUCAUCAACGCGGCCGAGGCCCAGGUGGCCGGGUAUGUGGCCUACGACCCAUUAUUGGAUGCGGCCCGUCGGCAGACCCUGGGCCUGUUGCUGGCUCGGCCAGCGGCCCAAGUGGCCGAGGAGGGCCAGUUGCUUGCCGCUGCCGGGGCCAUCGAGAUGCGGUCGCGGCGGGCAGUUCGGGACCGGCAGCAGGUGGUCUCGCAGUUGUCACGCCUGGAUGCGGCAUCAGCGAUGGCCUUCAAGAAGCAACUGGCCAUCGCACAGACAUAUCGGCAGCAGUCGGGCGUGCCCCUUUUCCCGGGGCCGCGCACGGGCGAUGCGACCGAAGCUGGCCCAGCUGGCACGGCUCCGCUCCUCUCUGGCCCCUCGAGCGACUCGUUGUCCGGUGAUGUCGGGGGGUUGUCUGCCAGUGCUUCGCAGGCGAGUCUCAGCACCGAGUCGGCCCCCGGGCGGGCACCCACUAGCGGGCCUGGGCGGGGGCCCGGUCCCGGGCGAUCGACUCCCAGUGCUGGCGUUGGCCCUGGUGCCGGGGCGACUACGGGCCGCCAAACAAUGGUCCCGGGCGAAGCGGCCACCGGGCCCGGGCGCAAGCAUCGGCGCUCUGCCAGCAUUCCUCCCUCGACCGAGUCGACGCCCGGCCCCGCAGUCACGCCAGAUCCAGCGGCCCCGGGUACAGCCACCCCCUCAGCGACUGGACGGAAGCGCGAUGCUCGCGAGGCACGCAUUCCCCCUGGCGUGUCGCUAAAGAGCGCACGCUUCGGCCCACCGAACACCAUCAACUCCAAGUCCCAGCGUCGUUACGAGCAGAUUCUCGAGGAAGUUCAGGUCCCGCCCAAGUUCCGUGCGGCCACCACGCCCGUGGUGCAGGCCUUCGACCAGUUCCGGCAAAAGGCCCUGCAUCUCAUCGACCUGUCGCGUCAGCUGGAGCGCCGCGAGCAGGAGCGUCGGGCUGCCACACAGAAGCACAGCAGCCUGUCGCAAGCCAUCGGCCCGGAGCUGACGACAGCCGCCAAGUCGCGUGCGGCUCUGGCCUUGGCCGAGGCCGGGGCCUCCGGCAGCGCCCCAGGCGGUCGCGUCAAGCAGGAAAAGCUGUAGGAUUGCAUGUCCAACUUUGUGGGUGUCCCAAUGAAAAGUGUCCCAUUUUCGAUAGCCCCCCC
This is a messenger RNA of Fonticula alba, 2079 nucleotides long. RefSeq lists its product as hypothetical. Gene Ontology annotation, molecular function: transcription corepressor activity. The coding region runs from base 176 to 2017 and encodes 613 amino acids. Gene Ontology annotation, biological process: DNA repair; chromatin remodeling; negative regulation of transcription by RNA polymerase II. The record is from RefSeq and is a predicted model, not a curated record. The transcript is spliced from 7 exons. Lineage: Eukaryota; Rotosphaerida; Fonticulaceae. Gene Ontology annotation, cellular component: NuA4 histone acetyltransferase complex; Swr1 complex; nucleus.